Molecule: messenger RNA, 1688 nt
Organism: Cavia porcellus (domestic guinea pig)
Lineage: Eukaryota; Metazoa; Chordata; Mammalia; Rodentia; Caviidae
Gene: Mtx1
Product: metaxin 1
Biological process (GO): mitochondrion organization
Cellular component (GO): cytoplasm; SAM complex
Source: RefSeq, a predicted model, not a curated record
GACAACUCGGAGGGGCGCCAGAGUUCCCGUUACUAAGGCAACAGUCCGCGAGCCCACCUCCCCUCCCCCACUCGGGCCCCAGCCGGGCCUCUGCUCCAGCCGCGGCCGCCACCGCCCCUGUUUUGUUUCCAUAGCGACAGGCUACAGGGCUGGCUCCAAACAUAACGCGCAGUGGAAAACAUGCGGCUCAGGGGACCCCCCCCCCCCCGCAGCCCCCUUGCGGGGCCGAGCCCCGAAUGACUCCGGAGCAGUGCAGGCCACGUGCAGUUCGGCAGGAGCCCGCAGAACAAGGCCAGGCGCCCAAGAUUCCCGUCUCCUAAGCGCACAUCGUCUUCAGGGGUUCGAGACUGCUCUUUGAGGCGCCCCUGGCCUACAGCCCGGACACCCUAGGGGAGCCGCCUCUGGAUAGGCGAGCGGUCACCCUCCCCUGAGGCUCACAGCCCCGCCUCCUGUCACCCCGCAGCAUCGCAGUCCCUGAAAAGCCGUGCCUUCCCGGGGACCUCCCCUUGCUCCCAGCCGGGAGCCUCCAGAGGGGCGGUGGCUGGGGACGGAACCGCGCGGGAGAAGACAGAAGCGUUCGAAGAGAUGCUUCCGGGGCAGAGGGCGUGCAAGAUGGCGGCGCCCAUGGAGCUGUUCUGCUGGUCUGGGGGCUGGGGGCUGCCGUCAGUGGACCUAGACAGUCUGGCCGUGCUGACCUAUGCCAGAUUUACUGGUGCUCCACUCAAGGUACACAAGAUCACCAACCCCUGGCGAAGCCCUUCAGGAACUCUGCCUGCUCUUCGGACCAGCCACAGAGAAGUCAUCUCAGUACCCCACAAGAUCAUCACCCACCUUCGAAAAGAGAAGUACAAUGCUGACUAUGAUCUGUCAGCCCGACAAGGGGCAGACACCCUGGCCUUCAUGUCUUUGCUAGAGGAAAAGCUGUUGCCAGUGCUGAUCCAUACUUUUUGGAUAGAUACCAAGAACUAUGUGGAGGUGACCCGGAAGUGGUAUGCAGAAGCUAUGCCCUUUCCCCUCAACUUCUUCCUGCCUGGCCGCAUGCAAAGGCAACACAUGGAGCGGCUACAACUGCUAUGUGGAGAGCACAGGCCUGAGAAUGAAGAAGAACUGGAAAAGGAGCUGUACCAGGAGGCUCGGGAGUGCCUGACCCUUCUCUCCCAGCGCUUGGGGUCUCAGAAGUUCUUCUUUGGAGAUGCUCCUGCUUCCCUGGACGCCUUUGUUUUUAGCUACUUGGCCCUGCUGCUGCAGGCGAAGCUGCCCAGUGGGAAGCUGCAAGCCCACCUGCGGGGUCUGCACAACCUCUGCACUUACUGUGCCCACAUCCUCAGCAUCUAUUUCCCCUGGGAUGGAGCUGAGGUGCCACCCUCACGGCAGACACCAGCAGGCCCAGAGACUGAGGAGGAGCCAUACCCUCGGCGGAACCAGAUCCUGUCUGUGCUGGUGGGGCUGGCAGCCAUGGUGGGCUAUGCCUUGCUCAGUGGCAUCGUUUCCAUCCAGCGAGCAGCACCUGCCCAGGCCCCCAGCACCCGGGCCCUAGGCAUGGCUGAGGAGGAUGAAGAGUAGAUUUGUCUCCGUCCUUCCAGGACUGACAUUUUUACUGUCAUGCAUUCCAGAGGCCCCUUUGCCUCCCCACUACUGAUAUAGCCAGAAAUGGGGUGCUAUGCUCCAAAAUAAAACCACUCAACUGA